GCGCCCCCGCUCGAGCGCGCAAUCGAUACCCUUAUUCCUGUCAAAUGAAUGAUGAUGGCAGCGGCGACGGUUGAUACGAUGUUGCAGAGCAAUGGCUUUCAGGCGAAAAAGAAAGAGGACGUCGACAAUAAGGACAACUUGUGGUCGUCUAUUCUGGGGGAAGUGCAGAACAGCGGCAACAACAAGCUGCCGUCGAACAAGAACGUCCUCGUCCUAGGUGACAAUGAGAGUGGAAAGACAACGCUUAUAGCCAAAUUGCAAGGCGUGGAGGACCCAAAGAAAGGUUCCGGAUUGGAGUUCGCGUAUAUCGACGUGAGGGAUGAUUACAGAGAUGAUCACACACGGCUGUCGGUAUGGGUCCUGGACGGAGACCCGGGUCACGCGAAUCUCUUGAGAUUUGCUCUGAACAAGGAGAGGUUUCCACAUACGCUUGUUAUGUUAGUUGCUGCCAUGACCACGCCAUGGGCCAUUAUCGAUCAGCUUCAAUCAUGGGCGGCGUUAUUAGGCGAUCACAUUGACAAAUUACCCUUAGAUAAUGACACUAGGCAAUGGUGCAGGCAGCUUAAUAUUAAGAAGUGGCAGGAUUAUACAGAACCAGGAGACGAGCUGGAUCCUGGAAGUCCCCUGCGACGUACCAGUCGUAACCUGGACGAUGACACCACUGAGGGUUUACCUCUGCCGGAAGGAGUACUUACGACCAAUCUGGGCCUGGACGUCGUCGUGGUCAUAACGAAGACCGAUUACAUGUCCACUCUCGAGAAGGAACAGGAUUACAAAGACGAACACUUUGACUUCAUGCAACAGUGGAUCAGGCGGUUUUGCCUGCAGUACGGCGCGGGUCUGUUUUACACAUCGGCGAAGGAGGACAAGAACUGUGAUUUGCUCUAUAAGUAUCUUACGCAUAGGAUUUACUCUUUACCAUUCAGAACGCCGGCCCUGGUCGUCGAGAAGGACGCGGUACUUAUACCCGCUGGUUGGGACAACAUGAAGAAGAUUAGUAUCUUGCACGAGAACUUGCAAUCGAUGAAGGCGAACGAUUAUUAUCGCGAUGUGAUCGCGCAGCCGGCGACGAAUCGGAAAUGUGUCGCUAGGGAAAUGGAGGUGCAAGCGGAGGAGGAGCAAGCUUUCCUCGCGCGGCAGCAGGCAGCUCUGUCCGGUCUGAAGGAUCCCACUCGUUCACCCACCACUCGGAACCAGGCAAGCCCCGGGCCAAUUAUACAGGUGGCGUCGCCGAACAAGAAGCUGGAUCCCAAAGGCACCGGCGCCACGCCAUCCGGAGAGGGUGUCCUAGCUAAUUUCUUCAAUUCUCUCCUCUACAAGAAGACCGGGGUGCAGCCGGGUUCACCGGGGACACCGGGCAACGUGGGCACGAGCCCGAUGAAACUCGACGCUACGCCGGUGGACAAGGCGACGAUGUGUAACGACGCAGCGGCAGAGUUGGACCGCCUCACGCGAACCAAGAAACUUUCCCCACCCAAUCUCAACUCGUCUUCUGAAUGUUAAAGGUAGUGCGCUUUUUCCUUCGCGACCCACUAACGAGAGCGAUUGCUGCCGUCGCGCUGAAUUGAAAUGAAUCCGAGAGACGUAACUCUUCCUGCUUACAGGGUCGAUCAUAUAAUGAUAAGAUGGGUCGCGAAGAGAUUAAAAUUUAGCUCUAAUCAAUGAUAGUCUAGCUCGAUUAAACUGCAAACAAGGAAGAUUCAAGAAAAAGAAACAAUAAAAUUUUAUAUAUAUAUAGCCUGUCACGCAGUUCUGCGGCAGCCUUCAUUGUCGUAUUUGACUAAAUAUCAUUAAAGACACAGAGAACAAAUAUAGAGAAAGCUAUUAAAUUAAUGUAAUUAAAAUAUUUAAUAUAAUAAUAAUAUCAAGAUAUGUAUGCUUACGCACAUGCCCCAGCGCCUGUUCAUAGUAAAUUAUUUAGCGAUCCAUAUACAUAUGGAAACGGAACGUGCUUUUCUAUCGUUGUGUUCACAGAAACGAGUACACACCUUUCUUUUUUUCUGAGCGAAUACCUUUAUUGUGUUUCGUAUCCGGUCGUUAUUUCUCCUGACGAAGUAGUUUCCGCGAAUCUGAUUCGCCACUCUGUAUUCGGUCUAAUUUCUACAACGUGGUAAGUGCCGUUAUAGCGCUGCGAACGUGUCGUGCGAAUGCGUGAGAUAGUCUUUUAUACGAAUUGUCUAUAAAAGUAAAAUACGAGAAUCCUUUUAACGGAAGGCGCAGUGCAGUCUUUGGAUUUAGGGAUAGCUAACGGUACGAGACUGGGAUGAAUGUUCAUAUCGCGCGUGUAAAUUCGACUAUUUUCUUUGUAGAUUUUUAGCCACGUACUCAUACGUUAUCCAACUCCAAGAGGACGAAUGAACAGAAAACUCUGUAUAAAUUCAGUUAUUACACAUAAAUGUGGCUUUAUAUGUAUAUGAGAUUUAAAUUCCCGGAAAAAAUAAAUAAUUUUUCGUA
Molecule: messenger RNA, 2454 nt
Organism: Ooceraea biroi (clonal raider ant)
Lineage: Eukaryota; Metazoa; Arthropoda; Insecta; Hymenoptera; Formicidae
Gene: Dlic
Product: dynein light intermediate chain
Biological process (GO): microtubule cytoskeleton organization; microtubule-based movement
Cellular component (GO): centrosome; cytoplasmic dynein complex
Molecular function (GO): dynein heavy chain binding
Source: RefSeq, a predicted model, not a curated record